AUGGCAGCAGCCUCGUUCUUGUCACUGGUCCCGACCUAUGUCUGGGUGGCCCUCGUCGCCCUGCUCCUCGGCAUCUACCGUCUCCUCCAGGUCGGCAAACGGGACCCUCGCAUGCCACCUGGCCCUCCCACCAUCCCCAUCCUAGGAAACGCUCAUCAGAUUCCUCGCACUGGCCUUUACAAACAAUUUCGAGAAUGGGCCAGAGAAUACGGCCCCAUCUUCAGCCUCAAACUCGGCCCGUCCAGCGUCGUCGUUCUCUGUGACCGCAAAGCUAUCCACAAGCUGCUCGUCGAGAAAGGCUCCAUUUACUCGGAUCGCCCAGAGAGCUACGUCGGCCAUCUACUGACCAAAGGCGACCAUCUGGCCAUCGCCCAGAUGGAUCCUCUGUGGCGAGAGAAGAGAAAGGUCAUCGCCCACAACUUUUCUCCCAAGCCGCUGGAUGAGAAGCACUUUCGAAUUCAAGAAGCAGAAGCCACUGUCUUGAUGAACAACCUUCUGACCGAUCCCGAUGAUUUCUAUCGCCAGAUCAGACGCUACACCGCCUCCGUGGUGAGCUCCAUCACCUACGGCUAUCGCGGGGCCACCCCGGACUCGUUCUGGGCCCAAGGCGUUUACGAUGUAAUGGACAGGUGGACGGCCGCCAUGGAACCCGGAGCCAAUCCUCCUGUGGACGAAUUUAAAUUCCUCCAGUGGACGCCGACCUGGAUGUCCUUCUGGAAACGUCGGGCCAUCGAUGCCGGUGCAAUGAUGGACGGUGUCUGGGGCGAGGCCCGGAGAAGAAUCGACGAGCGCCGCGCGCGAGGAGAACGCCGCAACUGUAUCAUCGAUAGCCUCCUCGACGAGUAUGAGAAGAAGGGCAUGCCCUUUUCCAAACACGGCUUCGACAAUCUGAUGGGUGAACUGAUCGAAGGCGGAGCCGAUACUACUGCUGCUCAACUCCUGACCUUGAUCCUCGCCUUUGGCCUGUACCCUGAAGUGCAGAAGAAGGCCAGAAAGGAAAUCGACGCUGUCUGUGGCACCGAGAGAGCUCCAUUAUGGUCCGACUUUGACAAACUGCCGUAUAUCAACUGUAUCGUCAAAGAGGGGAUGAGAUGGCGUCCUGUGGCCGUGACUGCGCUCCCUCACCGAGCAAGAGAAGACGACUUCUACGAGGGCAUGUUGAUCCCCAAGGACUCGACCGUGUUCCUCCCGACCUGGGCCAUCCAUCAUUCGGCCGAGAUCUACGCCGACCCGGAGACGUUCAACCCCGACCGCUACCUGAACCACCACAAGUUGGCCAACGACUACGCCGGCAGCCCCGACUGGGCGAAUCGAGACCACUACAACUACGGCGCCGGCCGCCGCAUCUGUCCCGGCAUGCAUCUCGCGGAGCGCAACAUGUGGCGCAUCGCGGCCAAGCUACUCUGGGCCUUUGAAUUCUCCGAGUACGUCGACCCCAAGACGGGCGUCAAGGUGCCGCUGGACGCCGACGCCUACAACCCGGGGAUUCUGCAGGCUCCGUUGCCUUUCAAGAUCGCCAUCAAGCCGCGAAGCCAGAAGCAUGUGGAACGCAUCAACCAGGAGAAGGCCGAGGCAUUGGAGUUUUUGGAGCAGUACAGUUAG
Capronia epimyces CBS 606.96 is the source of this 1602-nucleotide messenger RNA. RefSeq lists its product as uncharacterized. Gene Ontology annotation, molecular function: heme binding; oxidoreductase activity, acting on paired donors, with incorporation or reduction of molecular oxygen; iron ion binding. The transcript is spliced from 7 exons. The coding region runs from base 1 to 1602 and encodes 533 amino acids. The record is from RefSeq and is a predicted model, not a curated record. Lineage: Eukaryota; Fungi; Ascomycota; Eurotiomycetes; Chaetothyriales; Herpotrichiellaceae.